Messenger RNA from Medicago truncatula (barrel medic), 2850 nucleotides. RefSeq names its product cyclin-dependent kinase F-4. The transcript has 19 exons. Lineage: Eukaryota; Viridiplantae; Streptophyta; Magnoliopsida; Fabales; Fabaceae. The coding region runs from base 1151 to 2506 and encodes 451 amino acids. The record is from RefSeq and is a predicted model, not a curated record. Gene Ontology annotation, biological process: protein phosphorylation. Gene Ontology annotation, molecular function: ATP binding; protein kinase activity.
AGAAAAGAGGUUGGUGAUUGGUGGUAAAAGGAGAGAGAGAGAGAGAGACAGAACAACAAAUCUUCCUUCCUUCCUUCUUCCCGUCCUUCGAGACGGUCUUCAUCCAUCUUCCUUCCCCUUAAUCCUCAGGUACUCUCUCUCUCUCUCUUGAUCCAUUCUCUUUCCAUUCAAUUCACCCUCAGAUCCUUCAAAUUUUGGAAUUUAAACACUACACUACAAUGCAAUUCAGUUUUUGUUUUUUGGAUCGAGGAACGGUUAUCGUUUUGUGAUUUAUGAAUUGGUCGAUCUGCAUUUGAAUCUUAAGGUUCCUGAUUUAUUUUAUGAAACAUGGAUGGAGUUCUUUUCUGGUCCAGCUGCCACAAGUAUUGCUUGUUUUCAUUACAAAAAAUGCUCAACUGGCGAUUCCUCAUCCUUGGAGAAUUUAUUCCGGUUUCCUUUGUUAAUUCCACUUAGUUGUGUGUUCUCCUUUAAUGGUCAGCACAGUGUGUGUGAUGCUUGUUUUUUCUGAGAGAAGUGCUGCAUCUUUAGGGAAAGUGUACAAUGCAUUGCUGACCCAACAUCCAGUUGAAACAUCUGAACAAUCCACUUCUGGGGAAUGAAGUAGAUAAACUGGUGUCUGAUACUGCCUGCAUCUUUAAUGUUGGAUAAGCAAUUGCAUUGAAACAGUGCAGAUUAUAGUUUUAAAUAAUUGUCUCGUUAUCCUGUUGGGUUUUGCUGAUGAGAAAACAUCUUUUACCUGAAAUUUCUUUAAUAACGCCUACGUAGACUAGAUGAAGUGGCUAUUAUUGAAGUUCUGAAGUGUUGGGUUACGGUGAUUUUGGCUAGAGUUUAUCUUGUAGCUUUGGUCAAUCAUUUCGGUUAGACCUAGGAAUUGCAAUUAUGAUCUCCAGUAAUUAUUCAUUUCUACCUCCUACGACCUUCUACCAUUACAAAGCCACAGGUCUAUUAAAGUAUUGAUCAAUAAGGCUUUGCAGCCCUUCCAUCAGAAAGUUUCUGCUUUUUGCCAAACAAAGAAUUGACUGUGGAGUUUGGCAAUUUGCUGGACCAGCAGAUAUCUUUAACACUUUAUACUCCUUUCUCAGCAUUGUCUACUAGAGUUAAAUAUCACCUAUCUUUUGAAUAAAGAGCUGCUUUGGGUUCAGUUGGAACAAUGGAAAGGUACAAAUUAAUUAAGGAAAUUGGUGAUGGAACAUUUGGGAUUGUCUGGAGAGCCAUUAAUAAGCAAAGCGGCGAAGUUGUUGCUAUCAAGAAAAUGAAAAAGAAAUAUUACUCUUGGGAGGAGUGUGUAAACCUGAGAGAAGUCAAGUCAUUACGAAAAAUGAAUCACUCGAAUGUCGUGAAGCUGAAGGAAGUUAUUCGAGAAAGUGACAUUCUGUACCUUGUUUUUGAGUACAUGGAAUGCAACCUCUACCAACUUAUGAAAAAAAGGGAAAAGCUGUUUUCUGAUGAUGAAGUUAGAAAUUUGUGCUUUCAAGUUUUCCAAGGUCUUGCAUACAUGCACCAGCGUGGAUACUUCCAUCGUGAUCUAAAGCCUGAAAACUUGUUAGUCACCAAGGAUAUUAUUAAAGUUUCUGAUUUCGGCCUAGUGCGAGAGAUCAGCUCACAACCACCCUAUACUGAGUAUGUCUCAACACGGUGGUAUCGUGCUCCUGAAGUCCUGCUUCAGUCUUCCCUUUAUAGUUCCAAAGUUGACAUGUGGGCUAUGGGUGCUAUUAUGGCUGAAUUGUUCACUCUCCGUCCUCUAUUUCCGGGUACCAGUGAAGCAGAUGAGAUCUACAAAAUUUGCGGUGUGAUAGGUAGUCCAACUGCUGAAUCUUGGGCUGAUGGACUCAAACUUUCUAGGGAUAUCAACUAUCAGUUUCCACAGGUAGCUACUGCAGAUCUCUCUGUACUUAUACCAUCCAGAAGCGAUGAUGCAAUCAACCUUAUCAAAUCACUUUGUUCAUGGGAUCCCUGCAAGAGACCUUCUGCAGCAGAGGCCCUUCAACAUCCUUUCUUCAAGAGUUGCUUUUACAUUCCUCCAUCGCUUCGCACCAAAGGAGUAACAAGAACUCCUCCAUCUGCAGGAAUAAGGGGAUCGGUAGAUCGGCAAGGGGUCAAGAGAUAUUCUGGUGGAUUGCUCAAUUCGAAAUUGACCACUAAUUUUUCUUCCAACAAAUUACAUCCUGCUUUAGCUCCAGGUGUGCAAAGGAAACUGGAUAUGGCAAACGAGGAUGGAACUAAAAAUAAGAAAACAGUGAAGACUACUCAACCAUCAAAAUAUCGACCGCCAGGAAAAGACAGUCCGACUUCUAUAAACAAGGGCAGAACUGCUCGUGGUGUUUCAGAAACAGCCAACAAGUUGGCCAACAUGUCAAUUGCUACUCGAAGACAGUCAUUGGGUCAAACCCGUCCACCUCCAAUGAAGGCCGGAGUUAACUGGACUUCUGAAUCUGGAAACAUUCUGCUCAGGUCCUCCCACCCGAUUCCAACUGGAAGAACUUUCACAAAAAAAGUUGCUGGAUGAGAUGACAAGUAUUUGCUUGCUUCGGAAAUUCUUUGAUGGUCAACAUUUUGAAUGUAGAGUACAAAUAUUUCAAGAAUAUGUCUGUUUGCACCUGUCCCGAUGGCUUUGGUGAAAUCUAACAUACUAUUCCUGCUUUUGUUACCGUUAAAUGUUUUAUCAUAUAUCUUGGUAUAGUAUGUCUGUGACAUGAUACACCAAAUCCUGUUAGGCAGUUAUGAUGUUGCUUUUUAAUCUUCAAUGAUGUUUUAUCUUUGUGUAGUAUGACAUGGUACACCAAAUCCUGUUACACAGUUAUGCAGUGGCUUUUUAAUCUUCAAUGCAUUUCAAUAUUAUAGAAUAUUCAA